GCGGCGCGGCGGCGGUGGGGCGGCAGCACCAUGGAGAGCUGCCGGGCGCUGGCGCUCUGCGCCGUGGCGGCCGCGCUGCUGCUGGGCGCCCGCGGGCAGGGGCCGACCCCGCCGCGCCGCGCCCGGGACCUGGGGCUGCCCGGCGGCGGCGGCGGCGCCUCCCGGGAGAAGGAGCUGAUUGAGGCGCUGCAGGAGGUGCUGGAGAAGCUGAAGAGCAAGCGGGUCCCGCACUACGAGAAGAAGUUCGGGCAGGUGCCCAUGUGCGAUGCCGGGGAGCAGUGCGCCGUGAGGAAGGGGGCCCGUAUCGGGAAGCUCUGCGACUGCCCCCGGGGGACUUCGUGCAAUUCCUUCCUCCUCAAGUGCCUGUAAGCGAGACCGCCCCGGGACACGCCGCCGGGAGCGCAGGCACCGAUGUCUCCCCGCCCCGACGUGCCGGCUCGGGGCUGCGGUGGCGACUUCUCGCGCCUCGUCCGGCCGAUAAACGCAGCGAGAAGACCCCCGCAUCGCCCGUGUAACGCCGUCCGUGACAUCCGACAUCCGUGGAGCUGUUUUGUUUCUCUCCCUUCCGCCUCUCCCCCUCCCUCCCCUCCUUCUCUGUUUGAUUUUGUCCGUCCAGGAAAAACCCAGCCCGUGCCUUGCCAAGUAGAGGUGCCGAUUGCAGCGUUGUACCGGUGCGGAACCGAGCCGUGCCCGGGAGCGGGGCUGGCCCCGUGCCGUGCCCCAGGGUGCCCGGCUCCUUCCCGACGCGGGAACCAUCCGUGCGCUGCCGGCCGGAGGCGCCGGCGCAAGGGGAUCCUCUGGGUGGUUGUGAGGGUGGGGGGUCGCGGCAGAUGUGUUCCAAGCACCCUGACCCCCUUCUUCUUGCCCCGCAGCUGAGAGGGCCCAACUCGGCACAGCCCAGAGGGAGCGGUGCGCAGCCGGCGGCGGCUUUCAGUCGCACCACUGGCUUCAGGCCGAGUCCAACUGUGCUCACCCCACGCUGGAAAAGUCCUGCAUGAGAUACGGGGGGGCGUUCAGGGGUCUGGCACUAGCCUGGCUAGGGGGGAGCUGGGGGAAAUUGGUUGCUUUACCAGAGCCACCACGGAGAGAAAGCUGUCUGGAUCCGUUGCAAACUACCAGGGGAUAUCCUAGUCACCUACACCAAAUUGCUCACGUUUCUACAAUGAACUGAUGUACAUAAGUAUGUCCAUCCUCCACAGGGACACUGUGUGUUUCAGCAAACUCAUAACAUGUUUUAAUCCUUUGUUUGUCUCUGUUAAUAAAGUCACUGUUCUGAUGA
Molecule: messenger RNA, 1279 nt
Organism: Columba livia (rock pigeon)
Lineage: Eukaryota; Metazoa; Chordata; Aves; Columbiformes; Columbidae
Gene: CARTPT
Product: CART prepropeptide
Exons: 3
Coding region: 31-369 (112 amino acids)
Biological process (GO): cellular response to starvation; G protein-coupled receptor signaling pathway; positive regulation of MAPK cascade
Molecular function (GO): neuropeptide hormone activity
Source: RefSeq, a predicted model, not a curated record